Messenger RNA from Cylicostephanus goldi, 689 nucleotides. The record is from the annotation of a GenBank genome assembly. Lineage: Eukaryota; Metazoa; Nematoda; Chromadorea; Rhabditida; Strongylidae.
AUGCAAAUGAAGCAUUGGAAAAGGUCUAAAAACAACACUAUUCGAGCGUCUUGCGCUGGCUUUGUUGGCACUUUGGUGUCACGAAUGGGAGUUUCGGCUUUACUUAACACACCUGAUCAACUAUCAAAGAUCGUUCCUCACCUAAUCGCCUUCUCUAAAGAUGCAAAUCCGCAAGUGCGAAUGCAUGGGAAGCAAACACUUCUGAGCUUGAGUCAGGGUGGCAUUGAUUCUUUGGACAGCACGAGUGUCUCUUUGGGUGCUUCGUUAUCCCGCAGUGGAAGCAUACGAAAAGCUGUACAGAGAAAAUUACCAGACAAUGUCCAACUUGAUCUUGAUGAGAUCAAAGCUGAUCUUACUGCGGCGGGUUGGGAAAGGCGCAUUGGUGGUCUCAAACGGUUCCUGGAAAUGACCAUAACUGCCCCUAAAGCCAUCGCUAGUGAUACUAAGCUUAUGGAAGCCUUCAUCGGUCGACUAAAUGACAUCAAUAGCAAGGUCUCCUUAGAAGGCCUUGACACCUACUUAGCGUCUCUAGGUAUCCUUAGCAAAAUGUACUCGACCGAGUCCAAUCUCAAGGCUGUGUUAAAUCAACUCGUACUUGCUUUGAUGUCCCACUUAUCCAGUAAAAGUGAAGAGCAUCGCACUACAGCUCAGAAAUGUUUGCGCGAUACAGUUGUACAGAUCGGUUAGUA